AUGAAUGUUGCCAAAAAGGCGAACGAGCUCCCUCCUGUGUCAGACCUUGGCAACAGUCGGGAGGAAGUCGAUGUUCUAGUAAAGGUCGAUGAAAGAGUCAACAUUCACCCUGUGGAGUCGGCACAGUCACCAACAAGCUUCGCCAGCAACAGCCCGAACGGCAAGACCACCGGCACAGUAGGCCUACGAGCAUGGCUUGCGGCCAGCAAGGCCGCCCUCGCAGCGUCGCAAGCCGACCAGCGCGAGACCCAGAGACGAAUUUCACGGCUGCAGGAGGCCACCAAUGACCUCAACAUCAUCGACUUUGCCAGCCACGCCGAGAGCAAAGCCGGUUGCAGUGAAAGCGGCGGUGGCGAUGGUGAUGAUCGUGCGGGACACCAAGCGCGAUCCCCCAAGGACAAGUCUUGUAGCGGCGAGGAAUCCACUGGAAGCGUGCGCCAUCUUCGUCAGCUACACUGUAUGCCAAUGGGCGUCAUCGGCGGCGUUGUAUCGUUUUUGGAGCCUCGUUCCAUCCUUAGCUAUGGCUUGGUCUGCAAGGUCGUGGACGAUGUACUUCGGCAGGAUGAAUGCUGGGGAGGUAUUUUUCGCGUGUUACAUCUGCAAUCGGAUGUCAUCGGCGUCCCUCACGGCAGCCUUGGUGGAGCAGAGCACCACCGGGCGUCGCAAAAUGAAGAAAUAAAGGCGCCGAUGCGGACAGCGGUGAUCGCACGAGGGCGCUCGCUGUCUUUGGCCCUGCGAUUGUUCGACGCGGUCGUGUUAGAUGGCGGUGUUUCUAAGGCGGUCAUCAAUGGACCGGUGCUUCUCAGCAUCAUCGCUCGCGAGCAUGGCAACGCCAUGUUGCAGGACCUGGCCUGUGCAGCCUUGGCAAACCUCUUCUGCGAGCCAGAGGGAUCAGGUUCAGCCGAGCAACCGCUUGCGCUUGACAUGCCUUGCGGCAGCGCAGCGGCCAAGAUGCUGGGAAGGAACAAAGGGCCUGCGGUUCAGGCGCUGACCGCUCUUUGCUCAAGCACCCGCCCUUCGCCCUCCUCUUGGUCCGCGCCAAAGGUGGGCGGGGGCGGGAUGCGGCCGGUGGAAAACCUCCCCGGCCGGCAGGCAUCGCGGGCUCUUAUCAACCUUCUGCUGCCAAAGUGCCAGGUCUUGCAGCAGGGGACUCUGCGUGGGGGUGGGUUUGGGGCCGAUUACGGUUGCUCGAACGACAGGAGACACUCGUUACCGUCAAUAGUCCCGCAAAAUGCGGCCUCCGCGGGACAAUCUUCCGGCCCGCAAACUGCGACCUCCGCGGGACAAUCUUCCGGCCCGCAAACUGCGACCUCCGCGGGACAGUCUUCCGGCACGGCUGCGGGGUUUUCCACAAAGUGUGGAAGUUGUUCCCGACGGACCAGUGCGCCGGCAGCGGCGCCGGUAGUGGCAUGGCAAGAAGAAACCAAGGAUGGAAUGGUAGCAGUGUCGGGUCGCAGCAUAGCUACCUCAACAAGAGGAGAAGAGACCCCGUCAUAUUUUAAGCAUGCACGAGCACCUGACGAGCGUCCGGUGGGUGUGGAUGCCGAGAGCGGAGGACCCGUGCACCUGCCCAUUAUCGGGGGCCUUGAGGAUCACGAUGCCGAACCCGUACUGUCUAAAAGCGUUUCCACGCAAGGUCCAGGAGCGAUGAGGACAGCAGGCACGCCGGUCAGGCAACAGGCGACAGCCUCUCCGACCACCGCCGAUGCGGCAGCACCAAGGCUAGAUGAGAAAGCUAAAGCUGGAGGACUAGCCUCCUCGACACCGAAAGCCCCACAAGAAACCCCAACAACGCCCCUUUCGAUACCCCCAGCAGCAGCACUCGAACUCGGGGCGGCGAGCGCCAGCAGGUUUCCAGAAACACAGAGGCGUUACGAAACCACCGAGGCCGUCCAAACCAAGACCGCCGACGACGGUUGCCGCGAUGCUCGAGGGUCCACGGGACCGGAACCACCUCCAGCUCCCGUUAGCCCGUGCAACACGUGUUUGGCGCUACCCCGUCGAGAGCAGCGGCCGGAGGAAGAAGUCUGGGAGGCUUUUUAUUUUUACCAACGAGGAGGAAUAAAGGACAACUUCAAUGUCAGGCUAAGGACUUUCAGGGCCCCUGGGGGAGGUUUUUCCGGUCAUGGUGUCGACAAACUCGGACAUUUUGUCAUGGAAGGCAGCCCACUCCUCGAUCGCGGGGCAGGCGAGACCUGGGCAAAAAUGCGGCGGAAAGGAACAUCAGGUUCCCUGGGGCCGGCGGCCGAGCCCGGGGGACGGCUACUCGACCGGGCGCCCUCAGCACCCUCUGUUAUGAAGCUAGGUGUCGCGUUGACUAUGGUUUGGGCCCUGUACGCUACGCUUCUGCUCGCGGUAAGCGGGCGCGAGCGCUCGGAACCCGUACGGCCAGCGUUGCAACCAACAAGUGAUCUGACAACAAUGCACGCUGCCGGCCAUGCGGAGGAUCCAAAGCCCCCAAAGCCUCACCCGCUUCGAAAUAGCUUCCGACAGCUGAACAUGAUGGGGUUCGAGGAGGGCAACGGGCAGGCGGGGGAGUGGAUAACGUGCAGAGAGUACAAGGAGGCCGAACUGGGUCCUGACAAAAAGCAAGACAAACCUGGUUUCGACAAGUUCCUGCAACCUGUCGCCCCAAGGCCCGAGGCUGGGUGGGAGCUUGAGAUGAGCGAGAGCCAGGACGCGGAGUGGCUGGGACUUCACAGCUUCGACGACAGGUAUGAGUACGGGUCCGAAGAGGCGGACAGGAGGGUGGAGAAGGCGGGCUACUGCCGGGUGCACAUGCCGUCCAUCCCCCGCACGGGCAGCACGUGGUUCAGGGCCCUGUUCGAGACGGCCACCUCGCAGCCCUCGUUCUCCAUGUGGCCGGAGGGUGGCACGUUAAAGGAGCGGUACAACGCCUUUUCUUCGGACGACCCCUGCGGAGCCAGCCUGGAUCACAUGGAAGGCAACCUGAGAUCGGAGGCGAAGUUCCCCUGCAGAGACCUCCGGCCGCCGAACGCGACGUCUCCCAUCCUGUACAAGAGCCACACUCCCUUCUUCCCGUCGUACAACAAGCCCAGCCUCAUGCCCGAGGAUACGUGCAUGCUCGUCCUGCUCGUAAGAAACCCGAUCGACAACCACGACGCCUGGCAGAGGUACAUGGCCGGAAAAGCGCAGUGUUUGAGGGAUUACUUGCCGGUGUGGCAGGGGCACCUGUCCCACUGGGUGGCCGCGGCCGGCGACAUCCCCAUCUACGUCUUCCGGUACGAGGACAUGCUGCUCAGGGCCGAGGAAGUUCUCAGGAGAAUACUCAACACGCUGCCGGGAGGGUGGAACUGGUCGGAAGAAUCGAUCGCCAGGGCGAUGAGUGGGUGA
Ectocarpus siliculosus is the source of this 3354-nucleotide messenger RNA. The record is from the annotation of a GenBank genome assembly. Lineage: Eukaryota; Phaeophyceae; Ectocarpales; Ectocarpaceae.